This is a messenger RNA of Daphnia pulicaria, 2597 nucleotides long. RefSeq names its product inhibitor of nuclear factor kappa-B kinase subunit alpha-like (gene IKKbeta). The coding region runs from base 215 to 2440 and encodes 741 amino acids. Gene Ontology annotation, biological process: tumor necrosis factor-mediated signaling pathway; peptidyl-serine phosphorylation; positive regulation of transcription by RNA polymerase II. Gene Ontology annotation, molecular function: IkappaB kinase activity; ATP binding. Lineage: Eukaryota; Metazoa; Arthropoda; Branchiopoda; Diplostraca; Daphniidae. The record is from RefSeq and is a predicted model, not a curated record. The transcript is spliced from 11 exons. Gene Ontology annotation, cellular component: IkappaB kinase complex; cytoplasm.
UACAUGAUUUCGUACCUUGUUGACAUUGAAAACCUGGCAACGUUGUGAAGCAAACUCGUGAAGCAAGAGAAAAUAACAACAUCUUAGAAUUUCACAAUACUUGAUUAAUUUCUGACUAUGGGAUUAUUAUUAUUGAGAAAUCUGGAUUGCUAAUGGGCCAAGAGAUUAUUCCUGUUUGCCACAUUUGAUUUCAUUAAUGGGAGACAGUUAAGAAAUGGAUCAAGCGGAGAACAAAAUGGAGAAACUUGAAUUUGGAGAAUGGAAACUCGAACGCCUCCUGGGCUCUGGUGCUUUUGGUAAAGUACUCUUGCUGAUAAAUAGACAAACAGGAGAAAAAAUUGCUGUCAAAAAGAUCCAUCGAGAUUCUCCCUUUGUCGCCGAUAACAAUUGGGACAAAGAACUGGACAUUCUCCAUCAUUUAAAACAUCCAGGAAUAGUUGCUUCUCUACCAGUUCCUCCAGAUCUUGGAUCUUUAAGUUGUGAUGCACCCAUUCUCUGUAUGGAAUACUGCAAUGGAGGGGAUCUUCGUCAAGUACUCAACAAGCCAGCCAAUUGUUGUGGAAUUCCUGAAAAGGAUGUUCUAGACAUCUUACGUGAUAUUUCCAGUGCUGUUGUAUACCUUCAUUCAGUCAAGGUAGUACAUAGGGAUAUAAAACCAGAGAAUGUGGUCAUUCAACAGACAGAGGAAAAGAAAUUUUACAAACUGAUUGAUUUGGGCAUGGCAAAAAAUUUGAACAAACAAAGUCUUUGCCAUACGCUAGUCGGAACGUUGCAGUAUUUGGCUCCCGAGCUUUUUAGCUGCGAGAAGUACAACAAUACCGUUGAUUAUUGGAGUUUGGGAGUCGUCAUCCACGAGUGUAUUACAGGAGUUCGACCAUUUCUCCCUGGCCAGCCCCCUGUUGUUUGGAUGCAGCACGCGGAACGGAAAACGCACAGUGAUAUUUGCAUUUAUUCACACCCAAGUGGUGAAAUUGUUUUCUCCCCAAAGUUAUUUAAGGAAAAUCAUUUGAGCAGUGUCGUGCAGGCGCAAAUGGAAGAGUGGUUGAAAUUGAUGUUGGAGUGGAACCCUGCGAUGCGAGGUCGUCAUUGGGUACCUGAUGCUAGUCGUCCACCAGGACCUAUCGUGGCUUUCGGCUUAUUAGAAAAGGUUCUAACUACUGAGGUUGUAUCCAUUUUCUGGGUCGAGGGCCUUGCUCUUUUAUCCUACACUGUCAGCGACGACGUUACCAUGGAGACAUUCACGGAGUGGAUCGAACGUGACACCGGUAUCAGCCCCCGAUAUCAAUUGUUGGUUCUCCCAAGAGGAUAUGCGUCGGAUUCAGGGAAAAGCGCUAGGCAAUUUUUCGGCAGUGAGGAGCUCGGGAAUGUUUGCCUAUUCUCCAAGUUUAACGACGGAUCGGAAUGCAAGUUGACGCAAGUAUAUCCGGAAUUCCUGGAGACUAUGCUAGCGAAUCCAAGAGAGGAAUUCGAGUACCGAAUUCAGAAACGAAUGUGGGCUCAGUCUGUCUUCUUUAUCAAUCAUCAGGCGACACUUUACCGAAAGCUGAAUCACGCUCUGAAAAUUCAUUCAACGUACAUGACGGUGAGAGCGUCACUGUUGAAACAACAAACUGAUUUUAUCAAUGGGGCCCUUCGUCACGCCGUUUCACGUCACGAUCUUUUCACCAGCAGCUUGAAACAAGACCAGUAUAAUUACAAGUUGCAAGCUCAAAGAGGAGGACUGCCCUCUUGUACUUUGCUUGAAAAGUGGAACAAAGAAGAAGUUACUUUGAGCAACAAGUUGGCUGAAUUGCAAUCGAGAUGCACCACGUUGGAACAAGUGGUUCAGCGCACGGUAUCUGGCGUAGCCGAAGCUGCUAAAUUGGCUGGGGUUUUCCUAGCCAAACCCUCCGUCGCCUUGGAUAACUGUAGCCAAUUAGCUCUUGAACUUUAUAGUAACCUCCAGAAACGUUCGGCAGAGCAGAAACAGCAAAUGGAGAAUAACGUGGCCAUGACUAAAGUCGUGGUAAAGGCAUUUAAAAACCGUAGCCAACUCUUCACCGAUUGUUUCACUCAAAUCAGAGUGGUGGAGAAGGCUUCGGCCGACGUGGACAGCUUUUUACCGCAGCUAAUUGUUCUGAAGAAUGAAAUAGAUCAGUUUCAGGAUCAAAUUUUCGUGUUUCAAACCUCACGGCAGAACGAUGUUUGGACCCUGCUCGAACGCGCUGUUACGCUGUGGCAGCGCACGUCCAUGAUAAAUCAACCGCAUGCCGCUAGCGAGCCCAGCCUUCUCAAUAUCCCAAGCUUAAGUCUGAGAGAGGAUGAAGCUCGUGAAUCAAUGGUCGUCAUUCAAGAAAACCAAAGUUUGCGCUACCAAAUUCAGGACACACUCAGCCGAGGAUUGAGCGCAACUUGUAACACGACACCGCAUAGAAUUGAUUGGAAUUUUUUGAAUGACUAGCACAGCGUAAUUGCUGUAUUUUUCAUAUUGUUAUUUGAUUUCAUUUUACAGACUCUAGUUGUUACUUCUUUGCAAUAACUGUAGGUGCCUUUUUUGUGUGUGUUGGCAACCAAAGGAUGUUGGGUUUGUUCUGAUAUAAACUUCUUGUUUUAUCUUC